Molecule: messenger RNA, 1413 nt
Organism: Adineta steineri
Lineage: Eukaryota; Metazoa; Rotifera; Eurotatoria; Adinetida; Adinetidae
Source: the annotation of a GenBank genome assembly
AUGACAAAACGUCUACGUCGUUUACCAUCAUCCUCGUCAUCCUCAUCAUCUGAAAUGUCUUUGCUUGAAAAUGAUGAAAUUAAUUUAUUUUCAUCAGUUAAUCGCAUUCCAUGUCGAACUAAAGUAACCGGUCGAUAUCAAUCAGAUAUGUAUACUGGUUUAAUCUCAACAAAUCGUAUGUAUUCCAAUGGUAAAUUAUUUACACGUCUUGAACAAUUAAUAACAAUACAUCAUGAUGAUCAAAUACGUUCAUUAUUAUUAAUACUUCGUCAUUAUUCAUUAAAACAUCAAUGGACAAGUAUAUUGUAUUACCUAAAAUCUCUUUUACAAUCAACAUUCUGUCGCGCAUAUAUGCGUCUUUAUUGGCAAUUAAUAUUUCGUUAUUUAAUUGAAAAUUUCAAUGAAAACAAUCAAAUAGAUCUAUCAUUUUUAUCACAAAUUUUUGAAAAUUUAUUUCAUUCACCAACUAUUGAUCGUACACAAACAUUCUAUUCUUAUCUUUGUUUAUAUCUAUUAAAUCCUCAAACAAUACAUUUAUAUAAUGACAUAGAAACACGUUAUAAAAAUCUUCCUCAACCAUUCUAUUCAGGUCGAUGUAAACAUGUUUCAUAUAUAUAUAAAUUUAAUCCUAAAUUUGAACAAUUAUUAUUAAUAAAUCUACAUUUUCUAUACGAUUAUCGACAAUGGUUAGAAGAUUAUUCAUUAAUACAAACAACAAUUAAUCCAUUUAUAAAUUCAGUUAAAAUUCCAUUUGAUAAUGAACGUAAUUUAGAAUUAUGGGCAUUUAAAUUAACAACAAAUUUUCAUGAAAUACAAUUUUUAUCAAAUGAAUAUUUCGAUAAUUAUGAUAUAUAUCUAUUAAAAUAUCUUUAUUUUCUUUAUAUAACACAAACAAAUAGUGAACAAAUAUCACCUAUACUUGAAUUAUAUAUUCAACAACAUCAAAUAUAUAUAAAUGCGUAUAAAUAUAGUUAUUGGUUUGAUUUAAAUAUAAAUUCAUUGAAGAAAUUAAUUGAAUACGAUCCAAGUUCAUCACCUUAUGUAUUAAUUUAUUGUGAAGAAAUGAGAAAAAAUUUUAUUGAAAUAUUUGAUCGAUUAUUUGAUUAUUUAGAUUAUGAAAAAAAUAAAAAUGAUUAUCAAGCAUGGAAAUUAUUCUUAGAAAAUUUAUUUUUAUUUGAUAUUGAAGAUAAAAAUAUUAUUCAAUGUAUUAAAGAUAAUUGGACAAUAAGAAAAUUAAUUUGGAAAAAAUUUCAUUUUAAAUCGUUUGAAAAAUCUCAUUAUGAAAAAGCAAUUAUUGCUUAUAUAUUUAUCGAUGAUGAUGAAAAACGAUCAAAUCUACAAAUACAAUGGUUAAAUAAUGAGCAAAAUAAAUAUGCCGAUAUGUUACAUCGAUAUUUGACUGUGUUGGAAUAG